CAGGUCAGACAUGAUGAAUUUAUGUCAUUCAAUUUGUUUGGUUUAUGGGGUGUUAAAAUAACGAUAUUUUGCUACUUAUGGGACAACAGUAUAGCUGUGCGGUGAAGGUUUUGCAAGACCAUGCUCUUGUUCUCAAAGAUCUAGCCGUGUUGAACCAUGAAGGACUCUCAAGUAAGCUAGCUAUUCAGAUUCGAAAGCUGACAUAAGUAAUCAUCUUUCUUAACACAAUUUUAUUUCAAUUGUCCUUUUUUAUUCGUUUCGUUCUCUAAAAUUCUUGUUGGUUAUAUUUAAUUUUUUCUUUGUGUAGGUGCAGUAGUGUAUCUCAACAAAACGUGAGUAAUAAUCUUAAGAAAGAUAGUGUGAUUCAACGCCAAAAAUCAUGCUCUAUAUAAGUUCUUUUGAAGACUUACUUUUAGUACAUGCAUGUCAACAUAUAUCCAAAUUAAAAACAAUAAUUAUGUUACUUAAGUAGUAAUCAUUGAUUAGUGAAUGCGUUUGGUCGGUUACUUUUAACUGAUGUCUCUCGACUCUUUCCAGAAAUGACUGUAUUCAAAGGCUAAGAUCUGAAUUACUUUGGUAAAAUCCAACUAGUGGUCUAUCAAUGCUGCGUUCUGAUUGGUUGAGCUAAUACGAGGCUAUAUGUUAUAGCCCACUAGUAGCGAAAAGCGUCGGCUUUUUGGCGGUAAAAAAGGAUUAAAGUCUAGCUUUAACUAGCUAAAGUUGUUUUGUUUCAAUAAUUUUGACUAACUAGUUGGAUUUUACAAAACAAAAAUAGUUAUUGUUAUAGUAAAAUCCAACUAGUUGAUCAAAAAUACAAUACAAUUAUUGUUUUAGUAAAAUCCAUCUAGUUUCCUCUCGCCAUCAUGGUCUCAGUCAAUAGCCAAUUCAGUGUUCAGCCUCAUGGGCUAUUGACUCAGAGCGCAUUUGGGCUCGAGGAACAAUAAUGUUAAAUACAAUUCCUGUGGGUGCCCAUUAUUAUUAUUACUACUAUUAUUAUAAUUACUGUUAUUGUUAUUGUUAUCAUUAUUAUUAUUAUUAUUAUUUACAUUGUAUUAUAAUGAAAUUUAUUAAUUUUGUUGUAGUUGUUGAUUGAGCUCUUAUGAGCUCUCAUGGUUUUCAGAGAGACCAAAAUAGUAUUAGAAAUUUUUGAAUUUGGCUUUCGUAGGAUAUGAAGAAUGCUGCAGAUCGAGGUGGAUAACACCCUCCGAGAUCUGCAGAACUCUCCAUAUCCUACUAAAGCCGAAUUCAAUAAUUGUAUUAUUAUUCUUUCAAAAUAAUUCCAAGUUUAAAAACAAGCUAAAAGAUGCUAACCUUGGUCGAUGUAAGUUCAUAUCGAUAAUGCAUCUUUCUUGGGAAGUUUAGGAGAUAAAGGUCUGUUCAGGUUCGCAAUAAUUAUUAUACUCCAAAUAGCAGAUCCGUCCGUCUUCAUGCUGUUCUUGCCAUGUUUUUAGACAGCAUUUCGCCAUGAAGCGAGUAAAAUGUUUCACCGACUGUUCCGCCAUUUUGUUCUAACUACCAAAACAACUCAACCUCAUCCCUAGGUUUUCACGGUCAAUGGUUCAAUAACCUGCAACCAGGCUGCACUUUUGACAUCAUUUUGACAUCAUUGGUUCAAUAUGACAAAAUUCUUUCCAGAUUUGGUCAACAGUAGCUGGUUAUUGUGAAUUAUGCAUGUGGUUUUAACCAAUCAGAAACGGGGAAAUAUUUUGAAUGAAUAAUAAUAAUAAUUAUUGAACAAACAAUUAAUUACCCUCAAUGUUUCUCUGAGUAUUAAAAGGGGAACAUCAAGGUUCAUGGAAUUGAUCAGACUACUACUUACAAUAUCAUUACAGUUGACUCCCGAUAACUCAAACCCUCACUAACUUGAACCUCGAACUAACUAGAACCAAAACAAUUUCCCCUGGAUUUUCUUCAUACAUUUACUGUACAUAGUUUUACCCUAGUACCUCGAACCCUCAAUAACUCGAUCCUCCUGCUAACGCAAAGUAAUUUUUGUUUUCCCUCAGAUCAUUUCUAUAUAAUUUUACCCUCGAGAUCUUGAACCUUGUUUUUAGCGCUUAAAAGGUUGAGAAAAAACAGUGUACUGGAGUCCAAAACAUUGGAUUUUGAAGUCCCAUUGACAUGUUGUAGACAUAUAGUUUAUUUAGUUUACUAGUGGAGGCUAAUGUUGUUUGUCACAAAUCUAACGUGAAACAGCUUUAUUUUCAAAACAGUAGAACGCAUGCUCUAUUUAGGCUAUGUUUUGUUACGUUACGUUCUGAUUUAUUAUCUAAAAGUAUCUUUCAAUUUUCACUUAACAUUUCUACAAUAACAUGUGAUUAAAAUGUUCACUGUACAGUAAAAACUGUUUUUUACCUUACUUUCGGCUAUUUUCUUCAAGCUCCUGAUAACUUGAACUCCCCAUAACUCGAACUUUUUUGGAUUUCCCUUGAAGGUUCGAGAUAUCGGGAGUCAACUGUAUGCACAUUUUACACCUACUGUUGGGUUAAGCUCAAGUCAUGAACAAUAUUUUUCUUUUGCAUAGACUCAAAACCUUUGCAGAGGAUAGAGGACAUCAGAUUAUGUUCACAAUUAAAGAACCCUCUGAGGAGCAUUAUUAUGGAUACUUGUGGAAAGCCACAACAAGGAUAUUUUGUUACAAGGUGACAAUUUAUUGGUUAAUGUAAUUUUCAAUAAUCAUGGUGAAAAGAAUGUGUAAUAGCAAAGACAGCCAUUCUGGUGAAAUAAAUAUGGCUUAGUCUAUACUUUGAGUUCUGUUCUCCGUAGUGGUACUCCUGUGGCAAAUUAUUGAAAGAUAAACUGUAAAGAUUCCAGUCAUGCGCUGCUAGAGUUCUCACAGGUGCCAGUUAUGAUAUUCACUCUGCAGACUAAAUUGACUUUCUUUCUUGGGAAACACUUUGAUGAUAGACGGCACUAUGCAAAGUCAAAUAUUGAAUGACCACACCACCCCCGGCCUAAGGAACUCUUUUGUUAGAAGGAAUGUAGAUCAGUUUAAUAACCAUCUAUGUAACAGUACAGGGUUAUAGUGAUCAGACACUUCCUAAACGUAAAAGAGAGUUUUUCCAAAGAAGUUUUAAAUUUAAAGGUGCUAUGCUUUGAAACCAACUCUUGAAUGAAUAAGACUCACCGAGUCAAUCCUUUCAUUUAAAAAGCUUGUUAGAAUAUAGCUGGGUCUUGCCAAGCUGUGUAUCUUUAUAGUAGUGAUUUUAAUUCCUUGCUUUCUAUUCUUCUGUAGGUAAAUUCUUCAACUUCUAAGGUGGAAAGCCAAAGGGUUAUGGACCUAAGACAGUUCUGCAAAUUGUAUCGGGAUAUCACAAAGCAACUGAGGCACACACACAGUCAUGAAGAUGAAGACUGGGAGAGAGUGGAUUGUAUUGGAGAGGUACUAAAAGCUGUAGGUUAUUAAGCAUACUCAACACAUGUGACAGGGAUGAUCAAAUGGGGGCAAAAAUCACAACCCAAAAAAAUCCCAUGCUGAAUUUCCGAGCUAUCACAAUUUUCAGAGGAACUACGCGGCCGGGAUGUGCGGAAACUAUCACAAAUCUUUAGAUUUGUUUUGAAUACCCAAAAGUCUCUACUUAAAUCAAGCUACCCAAAAAAUACUUGCCAAAAUUUUCUUACCCAAAAAAAUCCUGAAAUCAAAAAUUUAAAACCCCAAAAAAUCCCUCGAUCAUCCCGGUCACUUGAAAUCCAGAGUACCCCCCUGGGCACCAGUAGACAUUGUAUAUAAUCCUCAAACCUUAGAUGAGCCUGUCUGCAUUAUUUGCUUUUUUAAUUAUCGCAAAAUGUGCUGCUUCAAUUCUCUGCUCAUUGCUUGUCAGACACACUUAUUUGUCAUUGGUCUCUGUUCCCUCUCGUUCCAUUCUCUGCUCGACUGUAAUACUUCCAGAGUGUAGAAUCAAAUGUCAGCUGUUGUAUUUAUAUUAUUUAUUUUUGACUAAUUUCAGUCCUGGGAAUCAUGUCCAGUAAGACUAGAGGAAGUCAGAGAAUCUCUUUGUGCAUCAAUGAUAUUUACAAGGUACAUGUAACCCAUAUGUUGUAUAUAGCUAUCGAUGUUAGAGGUCAAAAUUAAAUUCAAGAUAAAAUUUUUUAAACUACCGGUACGUUGAUUCUUGGCCUCAGCUAAUAACUAAUGAUUAUUUUGGAUAUCGCAAAAACCUCAUCCAGUUAUUGUUUUUAAUUACUGUUAAAUACAGUGUUGUGAACAAUGAUUUAGUACAUGUAUUGGGUGUUUUUUCUUCACUUACAGUGUUAAGAGUCAUUGCUAGCAGUACAUGAUCCUAUAUUGCUACUACUUGGUUCUUUUUUACUAAUACACUGCACAGGGCCAGAAAAAAAUUGAAUUUCAAAGUGUCCUUUGGACAAACAGUGGUCACAUUUUGCUAGCUGGGACCAUAAUUUGCUCGCUUUAGUAUGAGUUAGUGAAAUAUUAACAAGGUGACUAAUGCUUGCACCUUUGCUAACUGGGUAACUGAUCGAGCUCUAUAAAAGUUACUCUGGAAUGCCCACGAAGAAAAUCUACUUGUCCUGAAAGACCAGACAGGAUUCGUUUAGCCUUGUAAUAGAGUUAAGUGUAGUUGCAAGCAGUAAAUGUGGAUUGUUCCAAUAACCAUACUGCAUCAAUUAGCACUUGUUUCCUUGUUCUGCCUGUGACUUUUCAUUCGACGAUUCCCGCAAGCAGCGUAGCUUCAGUUUUAGAUGUCACUUUUUUUUCCAAUACUACUUUAUUGAACAUACACACAUACAGUUGACAUUCACAAAAGACAAUCUGCUACAAAACAAAAACUACAACUUGAAGCUGACAAAAAAGAAACCUAACACAAUAAAAAUAUUAGAGGUACCGGUAACUAAAAUUAAAUGGGAGCACAAUCAGUUAAGUAAACAGAAUUUCAUACCGUAUUUAAAAGAGACGAAAAAAGCAGACCAUUUUGUUCUGAACUCUUUUUUGCGACCAGUUGUACAAGAAAUAUAUUUUUCUGGACUAAGUUUAUAUCACGAGCUAGGGAAACAAAUAAUUCAUAAAAGAUGUAAAAUUUACUGUCAAGAACUUUUACGUAAAGAAAAUACUUUCCUAUAAUGACUAAAUGAUUGAGGGCUAAACAGAAUUUAGAAUCGUUAUUAAUAAUGCCAAACAUAAUUUCUUUUAUUGAAAGCGAUAAUUUGGAGUUCACCAUGCGUGAGGCCCAAUCCAGAAACUCCUUCCAGAACAAAGUGGCUUGCGCGCACUCAGUGAAAAGAUGUACGAUGGCAGCUAUAUAUUUCAGAAUCCCCAUUUUGGGUUUAAAAAGGGAAAUAAUUGGCAUUUCAAAGGGAUUUCUUUGGGAAAACCCAAAAUUGGGAAAGUGCUACCAAAACCAAGCAUGGGUUUUUAAAAUUCCACUUUAUUCGCAAUAAUGAGAUUUUUCAGUCCCAAGUUUUACCCAAGAAUGGGUUAUUUUUGGGCCAGUUUUUUCCCAGUAUUUUUGAUUGAAACUUCCCAUUCUAUUCCCAAUAAUGGGAUUUCUAGGUCCCAAGUUUUACCCAAUUAUGGGUUAUUUUUGAGCCUGUUUUUUCCCAAUAUUGGGAUUUAAAUUUCCCAUCCAAAUCCCAACAAGUGUAGAAUAGACCAACAGCUUUUGUCCAAUUCAACUAUGAUAAUGCAUUUUCUUUUCAAACAGUUUUAAUACACUUAACUGAUAUUUUUGGUUUAAAGGGCAACUCUCGGGAAAAUUACCCCUGUUUUUUAAGUUCUCUAUGGUUUCCUAAUGGCAUGUAAUGUCUCUCUUUGGUGAAAUUUCGGAUAUAUCUGCGAAACUUAUUUUUUAAUAAUUUUUCGAAAACUCGAUUUUCUCGAUUUUUCAUUCGGAUUUCAGGUUAGUCACGUGAUUUUACGUCACACGUGUGGAACACGGAUUGCCAAGUGAAGAUUACAAGAGAAAAACGCACCAAAUUUCUCUUGCAAAUAAAGGAGAAAUAGAGCCUCUACUAUCAUAAUAACGUUCAGGAAAAGCAUUUCGAUGAUGGUUCCAAUGUUUAAAUUUACACGGGCAUCAGAUGCAGGUGAUUUAGAUUUUUUUCUGUAUUUUUUUUGUUAGUGUAUUUUUGAAGUCGCGUGAGACAUUUAUCGACCGAGGUCAAUAAUUGAAAACAGCUAAGCUCCUCAUCUGCUACGUAUAAUACAAAGAACAUCUUUCCUAUAGCAGAUUCAAAAUUCUGAUACAACCAUUAAUGUUACAUGAUGGGUGUUGAUGCCCUUCAUUCCUCGAAAACGACUUAAUUUUUUCCCGGAAAUACUCGCAUCUUUGAAGAGAACUCCGUCACAGACCGCCCGUGCCGCCUGAUUCUAUACUGUACCGCCUUUUGUGUUCUCACUUAAGUGUGUUGUUCUCUUGCGUGAAAUCUGCAGGUUCCAUCCAUUUACUUUUGCUUCUAAACACGCGAAAUAAAACUCACUUCUCGCCGAAAAUUGCGAUUUUAUGAUCAUCAUUUUGAAUGCAGUUAUUCGAGAUGUGCUCUCGAGAUUGUAGCGUCAUUCCAUUGCAAAACCUGCACACACGCUAAAAUUACAUGUAAUGGGCCUUUUAAGGAUGGAAAGAAAUAAAAACAGUUCAAAAAAAGUUGAUUAACAUAGGAUUGCUUCAUUAUCUUUAGUGGUACUUUGUACCCGUCCUACCCCGCGAACACUAUAAAGCUGCCUUGAUAGCCACGCGCGUCACGCUUCUUUUGCAAUACUUUCCUUUGGGACUUCUCACAAGAAAGGAAAAAAGAAAUUAUUAACCCGUUUUAAAUCCCCGACGCAGUACUUUUGGAAAAUUCCAAGGAGAAAAAUGCGAUCCAUAACGGUAGUGAAAACGGAGAAAGAACUAGGCAAGCUUCCUGCAGUAUGAACCUUUUUAUUGAAGGUUAUGGCUCAAGCACUAGAACUGAAGGUCUUUGCUGGCUAUUAAGAAAAUUCAAGGGCUUUAAAAACUACAUGUUGAACCCGCAACUGAAUACCCCUACACUACUUGCUGCAUCCAAAGAGAGGCCCAACAGAGAUGAGGCAAUGGGUUCUUUCAGGGCGGAUCCAGGAUUUUUUUUUUAGAGGGGUGCACUGUCUCUUGCUCUACUUCAACACCAAUAAACCACAUGGUAUUUUUUUUUUGGCAGAAUACCAGUUGUAUUAGAAAACCGCAGGUCAGCUCAGGAGGGGGGCGCACCCCCCUGCACUCUCCCCCAGAUGUGCCCCUGUCUUUCGUUAACAGAUAAAAUCUUUUCAGCCUUGUCAACUAAAGAAGGACUACAAUGCCCUGCAAUGUCUUGAUUCUUUGUAGUCUAGGCUAAGCUAGGUCACUACUGCAAUAACUUACAUGACCAUGCACUGUAUGGUCCACUUAAACUGUGACCGGUUUUCUUUAAUAUUAUUGCCUUAUCAAUUAAAAUAUGCAAGAUGGAAACAAUCCAUUUGUGAAUUCUAAUUUAAAAAUGAGGAUUUCCCAUUAUAACCUAAAGAUAUACAGCAAUGAACAAUAAAAUACCAUUUUAUUAUUAAGAUAUAAAGUUUCAACUUGUACAUUAUUUCCCAGUUAACAAUCACACCUGCUGGAAAAAAAGGGUGACAUGUUAUUAGUCAAACACUAUUCCGCCAUUAUUAUUCAGAAGCUGUGAGCAAGUAGUCGAGAAGAAUUAUGUAUUUCCCACACACUGACACCAUUGGACUUUAAAAGACCAUGUAGUCUUAUAGAUUUUUUAGUUCCAACAGUUAUUUUUGACACUGUUUGCUGGGUAGCAAUCAUUUUAAUGGCAACAAAGUUGCUCUAGCCCAGUCUUCCAGUGGUGAGUGAGAAAAUUGCAUCAUAUUUUAUAUACAGUAGGGUUAUUUGCAAUACAUGGUAUAUUAUUUCUGGGCCCAGUUGUUCGAAGGCCGGUUAGCGCUUAACACUGAGUUAAAUUUAACCCUGGUUUCUUUUUCUUGUAUUCAAAAGCAUUUUCUCGGAUAAUUUUCUCUCUUAUUUUUAGAGCUUCCAAUCAUCAACUUGUGGACAAAAAGAAUUGAAACUGAAUUGCUUUUUAAGCUUUCAAAUCUUAAUUCAAAUCUCGCACUAACCCUGGGUUAUCUUAACCCAGCUUUGAACAACUCGGCCCUGCACAAUGGAAUCCUGUGAACUCCAUCUCAUCCUCCAACCUUUCAGGCUCCUGGAAAUGAGGUCGUAUGCACUUAACUGCACAGGAAUCAAGGACGCUAAUGUAACUCCUAUGUCCCUGCCAAGGGAGCCCCAGUAUCACCUUACCAAUUGCCUGUAGGCAAUGUGCCUGCUUUUUUUAUGAUCUGAUUCUUCAUAUGCCGAGGCACCAUGCUGCUGCUUGUAUUGCCAUGCAGCUCGUAACACCCAGUAAUUCAGACAAACUGCCUGGAAUCCUGGGUGUUCCACUAUGCUCCUCUAGGUGGCUCCUCCAUAUUUUAAACUUCAACUGCCUCCAAAUAUUUACGUUUUACAACAGCCACCUCUUGGAAGCAGAUAUUUUCCCCCCAUCCAAUAGUACCACGGUAGUUAUUUUCUUUAGUCAUAAAUAUUGAACGUCGGUUAAUGGAGGGCAACAGAACAAGUGUUGAAUAUUGACCUUUUCAUUCUGCACCCAGAAAAUUAUAAAACUGCUAUAAGUCAAGACAGAGAAUAUUAUUUCAAUUUUGAGCUUAUUCACGCUUUAACGUUUAUGGCUUCAUCAUACUAUCUCCUGCCCAUAACCACAAAAUAGUUUCAAAUAUAUACACGUUUUCAAUACUGGGUGUAUUAUAAUACAAGUUCCUGCAGUUAUAUCUCAUCAAAUGCAAUAUUAUUGUAGUUAACAUAACCAUUGUUGUGCUCCAGACAAAAACUUAAGUGAAUAUGACAUGUCCCAACCUCGAAAAUCAUAUACUGGGGAGCAGAAACGUUUUAUGCAAGCAGUUAGUUCACAUGGGUAUGGAGGUGUAUCUCAUCCCAACUUUAAAUUGUCUCAAUAAUAACAUCAGGAUACACAGAAGCUAGAAUAAUAACUUCUGAACCAAAUUCAUUGACAGAGCAAGACACAGUAAAAGUAAGUGAACGACUUGUAGGAAAACAACUGUACAGCGCCUUUUAGUUAUUAUGUAUAACAAUCUGUAUAACAACAAAAGAGACAAAUUUUAAAGUGCAAGCACUCCACGAGUCGAGCAUGAGCGGCUGUCAAGGGGCAAAGAUAUGGAAAUUUAUUUGCGUUGCAGUCAACGAAUUACGAGAGCGUAGUUAUUGCUUCCGAUAUGAAUCACUGCUUUUUGUAAAACCAGGAUUAAAGCAGAAAUUUAAAAAAAAACUACACUGAGACAACUUGCCCAGAUUAUCAUUUCCAGUAGUCGUUAGAUGGGGAAGGUACGCUUUCGACUACUUGUACAUAUGAAAACAAUGAUCUAAAAUUAUAAACGCUCAGUAUACAAAAAAAAAAUGCGGGUUUAAUUAGUCCUUUUCCUUUUACAAUUUGAAGCAUUCAUAGCAUUGAUGAAAUCAAGCGAUUUACGGAUCGCACUGUACACAAGAAUUGUUCAAAACCAUCUAGGCACUCACCAUUCUUCACUAUCGAGAUCGCAGCGGGCGAGUGGUAGGCUCGAUGUUUUCUGGCGACGCACGAACUUCAUCAGCUUCGGACGAUCUUCCAGGCGGCUCAAAACGCCGGGGUUGAAUUUCCGUGAAGGGCUGCCCUAUACUUCGCAUUCUAAAAGUUUUUCUAGAACCGAAUAAUCGGACAAAGAGGUAGCGCUAUCACUUGAAGAACUACAGUCAGCCAUAUUCGAGAUCAUCUGUUGUUCCACACCUGUGACGUCACGUCACGUGAUAGGCAAAAUCGAAGCGUUAAUGGCGGAAGUUCGAGUAAGCGGCAAAUUUAGCACUUUGAAUCUCGAUUUCUCAGCCAAAUAGGUCGCUGAAGAUAUAUUUCUUGAUGGUAUUACUAUGAGAAAAACAUUUGCAAGGUUUUUCUGAAAAAUGUUGUCCUACGCGAGAGUUGCCCUUUAAAUAAAAACAUAGCGCAUAUUUUGUACAAAUAAACUACCGGUAUUUGAAUUUAUUUUUAUAAGUAAGUAUACAUAUCUUAGAAUAUCCUCAAAUUAUUCUUUUCGUUCAUCUUUAUCCGUUUUCUUUGGCUCUAAGUCUGAAUUUUGUGAGGACAAAGCAAGAAACAAAGCCAUUUUCUGAACAGCAGUUUGAAUCGAGCGGGCCGCUCUUGUGCGCAUGCGGGGAAAGAGAACUGGGGCAUUUUCGUCCCCAAGGCCACUCCGCUUUCUUUCUUUCUUAAAGAUGGCGGCGAUGGCGACAGGAAUAGAAAAUUAUCUCUACAGUUUUUUUUACCUAAUCCAAUUUUUCAUCCGAACUUUUCCCACCGUAGGAAAGCUAUGUCCCAUUCCUUCCUAGAUUUGGGAAAAUCUAAAAACAUUUAACAACUCUGUUCCCAAUGUUUUCACAUUUUUGGAAAAACAUUUCCCAAAUCCCAAAAAAAUUGGGACAAGUGGAGUGAACUCUUCACAUUUCCCAAUAUUUUCCCCAAAUAGUAAUUUCUAUUUUCUCCGCGACAAAAUUUUCCCAAUUUUUUGUCCAAUAUUUUGGCAAAGAAGGAAAUUUAUGUCCCAAUUUUUCCCCAGAAUUGGGUAAAUUCCCAUAAUAUUCCCAAAAUGGAGUUUUGAAAAUAUAAUUAUUAUAUUGUCCCAAAAAAUCCCUUUUCUGUGAUCUUGAAAGUGGUUCAACUUCCCAAAAUUUUCCCAAUUUUGGUAAUUUCAUUCCCAAUUUUUCCCCAAUAUUAUCCCUAAAUUGGGAAAAUUUACAGGAAUUUCCCAAUUUGGGAAUCUGAAAUUUUUCCUGUGUAUAUAGGGUCUGCUGGACAAAAAGGGCAGCGUGGGGAGUCUUCUUUCUUCAUUUCAAAUAAUAAGCUCUUAACUCACCGAAUAUUGUGAAUAAUUUUGUACUGGAACAUCAUGGAUAAUGGGAACAUUGAUAGGUUUACUUCUUUUGUUACUUCAAAAGGCAAUAGAUAUAAUUUUCUCAAAUCAUCCUUCUAGCUGGUAGCCAAAAUUUAAGAGUCUUUUCUCACAAGUCGGCGGAGGCUUUGAUUGAAGGGAGAGCAGCUUAGUAUAAAUUUUUUUGCAAGUCAUUUCCUCUAUUAAUAUUAAUUUUGCAGUGUUGAGCUUUGUUCGAGGGAGCAAUUAAGGAGUUUUUUCCAACUUCGAGGGCUGGCGUUAUAACAAGCCUAAUGUACUGUAAGAAAUUACAUCUUACGUUAAAUUUAUUACGAAAAGAGUCAAAUGACCAAUAAUUAAGCAGUUUUGCUGUGUAUCAAAGAGGUCCUUAAUUUUGAGAAUUCCUGCAUAAUGCCAAUGCUGCAAGUACAUAGAUUUCUUAUCAGGCUUAAUAAACUUAUUAUUCCAAACUAUCUGUUCAAGAAUAUCAUUUUUGCUUUUUGGGUUGGAAGCUAUUAAGUCUUGCCAAAAUGCGAUUAUUUCGUGAUAAAAAGCUGGAAGGCAUUUGCUUAGAUUAAGGUGACCGAUGUCUUAGUUACAUUUGAAAAGCUCUGGGCCCCCAACAUUCGCUAGAAGGGACUUUGGGAUGUACUGCCAUGGAGCGUCUGAGUUUGAGCAAAGUCGCUUAACCCAAUUUAGCUUUAAAACCUUGUUAAAUAACGAAAAGUCUUUCAUCUCUAAGCUUCCCUCUUGCCUUGUUUUGAUGAGCGUAGUGUAUUAUUUUUAUCGUGGAAGGUUUGUGGCCCCAAAUAAAAUCUAAUACUAUUUUGUUUACUUCAUCAACAAAAAGUUUUGGAGUUUCCAUUACACUGCAGAUAAAUACCAGUUUGGAGAGCGCGAGGGAUUUCACUAGAUUUAUUUUGCCAUAAACAGAAAUGUCCCUUUGAGACCAUAUGUUUAACAGUUUUUUUAAGGAAAUUAACUUAUUCCAGAAGUUCCUCUGUAGAACUGUGUUACGUUCGUACGCAAAGUGAACACCAAGCGCGUAGUAUAGGCAGGUUCCUCACUAAUUUGUAAAUUCUUUAAAAUUUUAUUUCUAUAGCGCCAUGAACCAAGCCAUAACAGUUCCGAUUUUUGACUCACUUUUUCUGUCACCAACUGCAAAACAGUCCAUAUUUUUGCGUAUUCAAGUAAGUGCGAGCAGUAAAACAAAAGGUCUGGAAGGAGGCUGAAAACAGUAAGACUCUUACACCACGCUUUACCGAUUUCUUUACUGAUUUUGUGAAAAAACCGACUGUUUUGCAGUUUACUUUUUCUGCCAAGUCCCAAGGGUUUUCAUUUAAGGGAGCUUUCACUGACAAACAUCUUCACAAGAACAGUGAAAAGCAAUGAAAUGUUUACAUACAAAAGGAAAUGUUUACUCCAUAUUACAGCAUGUUAAACUUGUAUGAUUUUUUCAUUUCCUUUGCACUUUUGUUUUUUGGAAGUCGCAUUGUACUAUCACUUCUGUUGGAUUCAUUUCAUGACAAGCUCAGGCACAUACUCCCACUUGUUCUAUGGGUUUUCUCCAAGCCCUGUGCUAAUGCAUUAUCUUGUGCAGACUAUCCUUUGGUACUUAGCGUGGUUGCCAGAUUCCUACUGAUCAACAUGUGCCUUCACCAUAUGUGACCUUCAGAUAUUGUUCCAUUUGGUGGGAUUAAAAUAAUUUUUUCCCACUGUUUUAGGGUUGAUGAAGUAGCAGCAGAAAAACCCGACACUGAUGAGUGUUGUAUAUGUAUGGAUCAAAAGGCUGAAGUCAUUUUGGCAUGUGUUCACAGCUUCUGUAAAACUUGUAUUGACAGAUGGUAAGUCAUCAAUUUUAACUCCUACGUAAAGAAAACAUUGUCAGUGAUAUCAUUGACAUUUCUCUGAUUGUGAUUUAUGUACUUAAAGCAAAUUUAGAAUAAUAUAUUAUUAUUGUUAUUAAUAUUAUUAUUAUAAUUAUUAUUAUAAUUAUUGACCUACUGUAUAUUGUGAACUCAGUAUCAACCUACAGUACAAUAUCUAGUUUUAGUGGAGUAGAAUGCCUAGUUGGUAUUGUGGGAAGUCGAAUGACACCACACACUUAAUGACUGGGCACAAAGGAAAAAGUGAGUUUUGUUUCCUUGAGAUUGUCAAUAUUCAUGGAGGUAAGGCAAGGAGAAUAUUAAGGGUUUAAUGAGAGAAAAAUUUCUCUGUGCUUCCCCAAGGGCCACCAAUGAAGUGUUCUGUCAUACCUCCGAAUUUAAAAAUGGAACAACUUGUAAUUUGAUUUUUUUGCUGUGAAUGUGAAAAGUGUUAUUUUCUGCUUGACUUACCGGUAGGAGUCAUGUAUAUUUACCCCCUGUUUCAAGGCAGACUCCAGGUCUCGCACAAGUCUACAUGUACAGUUCUGUAGACAGUUAGAUUGUUUUGACUCAAGCCAUGUGACACAUUCUUGAGUCCAACAUUCUCGAGCUGAGAGGUAUAACAAAGACAUUUUCUUCAUCCCUUGUCAAUGACUAUAAUAAAUUUAUUGUUACAUCUUUGGUAAAGAUUGGUAAAGAAAAUGAUAACAACAGUAUCAGUGAGUCCAACUGAUCAAUUAUUAAAAAUAAACCAGUAAAAAUACAUGCCUAUAAAAUUAAUCUAGGGCUUUGUUCUGGAAAUAGAUGUGAAGUACAGUCUGUGUGCACUGGGGCUGGAUAGCUAUUAAAUAUAUUUAUCAUAAUUUGCUUAACCUGCUCAUUUUACUUAUAAAAAGAAACUUUUUGCAGUCCUGCCCCACCCGUACCUUCACUUCCUUAUUUAAUUGUCCUCUGACUAAAAAAAUUGAGAGUACAACUGUACUUUCAAUAUAUGGUGAUUUCUCUUUACAGGAGUGAUGUUAGUAACACUUGUCCCAUUUGCCGAGAUGAAAUUCAUGGAAAUGAAGACUUUUGGGAAGUGCCAGAAACUCCCAGCAGGACAGAGAUAGGAAACUUUGUUCUGGGAAUGGCUGAAGGGGCUGGUGCUCCAACUUGAUAAUGGGUCUUGUGCUUGUUCUGCAUGCGGGCAUUACCUUGCCUUAAAGGAGCUAUGUCGCAGCAGUUUAGUCCAUUUUGUUUCAUUUGUCAAUUGCAGGGGAAGAAACCUCAUCUUCAAUAGAGAGGAGAAGUGUGAUGUCACAUUCCCGUGCAACUCUCCAAGUUAAAGUUUUUGCUUGGUUGCCACUUGGCAACCAACUCUUUUGGUUUAGGGAGACUUUUUUAAAAAUCAAGUCACCAGCUCCAAAAUUUCAGGUGCCAUGGCGACCAAAAUGGUCCCAACUUGGAGGGUUGCCAUGGUAGCAAAUUUUCUGGAUCUCAACAAUCUUUCUUGACAAAGAUGGCUGUAAAAGUGCAUUUGAAAAAUGGAAGAAAAGUACAGGCUACCAUUUUGUUCCUGUUAGCAAUCAUGCACAGGAAAGUCAUACAUGUCCAUUUUUAGGGCUUUUUUCUCCCAUUAUUGGCAGGACCACAGUUUGUUGAGAUCCAGAAAUUUGCUACCAUGGUGAAGUGACAUGACGAUAUCCCUUCUGUUUAUAACAAACAAAUAUGUUCCCCAGGCAUUGUGAUUCAAAGUUACAAACAAUGAAGAUAAUAAUGGUUAAACUCUUGGACUGACAAGCUUUCAAUAAUUUUGAAUGUUAUCAAUCCAUGCCUUCUUUAGUAUAAUUAAUUUUGCUGUGUUAGGCCCUACUUGUUUAUAUAUGGAGAAAAGUGGUCGCAGGAAAGAGGGUCACCGUCCCAGCCGAGUCGUCUUUAGCAAACAUUUAUGUGGGAAAAAGUUGACCCCUUUUCCCAAGAUAAGAGCUGACAACAGUGCUUGCGCAUGUUCUUAUUGCCUCAUCUUAACCAAGUUUUCCCUGCUGAACAAGUCAAAGUGGCUCAGAGGGUGACCCUACCAUUGAUAAAAGGGAACACAGCUACAUGUAGGUGGGUCAUACUUGUACCUAAGCCAAAUUUUGUAUGGAAAUGAAAAGUUGGCCCAUCCAGGGUAACUGGGGUGAGCGAGCGACCCUUCUAGCCGCGACAAUUUCUCCAUAUACAUGGGGCCUUAGUUAAAUCUUCCUUGACUCUUCGAUGUGGUCAUUUCAAAUUUCACUCAAUUUGGUCCCCAGUUACUAAUGGCUGAAUUGUUAAAUUUUGGUUAAAUUAUGUGACAUAGCUCCUUUUAAUGUACAUCAAUGGACAAAAAUCUUUGUGCUUGUUUCUUUUGACAAGGAAUAAGAGCCUGGUUGAUCUUUUAUAAUCAGAUGUACUGUAGGUUCAUGCAUAUGCAUAUUUCAAAAUUAAUUUGGUCGUUGAGAAAUUUUUAAAUGAGAAUUUAUAUUUCCCUUGGUAACUAAUGGAAGUGUAAAUUAAGGUAUUUUAUUUAAAUUGUCUGGAGUUGGGAUCUACUAUGAGUUCAUAAAUUAUUCUAUAAGUAAAGCUACUAUCAGUAGAUCUAUUCUGUGUACAGCAGCUCCCCCCUUGAAGGGAGAUGUAUGCAAUAUAUUGUGAAUGUCUUGGGGUGUGGUGAUGGUAUUGCUUUUUAUUGCAAUCUGAGGCUUAGAAAUGCACUAACACACUGACCAAUGCAGGUAUAAGUCCCAUAUAUGGUACAUAAGAUUGGAUAAUAGCACAUUUGCCUAAUAUCUACAUAAGAACGAAUUUACCAGUUGAUGUAUAUGCACGGCUAUCGGCAGAGUGCUCAAUAGAAGGACUAGAGAGUAGUAUAAUCAAGGUUGUCUGGUGUCAACGUGGCAUUUUUAUUACUAUUUAGUUUCGUACCGCCCGGCAUGUACGGCACUCCUCAGAUAAAAUUGCCAACAAAAAGUUCGUUACAAACAUACGCUAGGACUACAAACGCGCGCGCAGAAUUUGAAUAAAAACUAUUGCAUGCCAACGGAAGAUGUAAAGCUGCUAAGAAGGAAUUUACUCGCGUGCCUGCAGGAAGUUACAAGUUCAUUUCGUUUGUUCAAGCUCGCCAGAUCGGCCCUGCAAAUAAUGAAAAUAUGUAAGAGUCUGCUGCUGAUGUCUCAGUCAAAUAAAGAUUUCACCAUGGCCUCCUCCUGGCAAACUUGGGGCAUUUGACAUUUGCUUGUUGAUGAAAACCGACCCACCCCCGACCCCACCCCCACUUUGUUGUGGGCAGGGAUUUUGAUAGCUUUACUGCAAAGUUUUUGGCACCAUUUCCUGAAUUUUAUGUUAGAUGUAAUACCUUGUUAGUUGAAGUUAAUGGUCCCUUUGUAACGUCAUACUAGAGAAGAAGGGUCUGCAAAUGCUGUGUGCUGAAGGUAAAAAUACUUUUUUGCUUCCGAACUUUAUUACAAUGUUGUCCCUUUUUUGUGUGAUGUAAUAUCCAAGAGUAGCGGAAUUUGAUCCUCAUUUCUUACCACAGGGUGUGACUUUUGAACACCAUUUUGGUCUCUUAAUAAUGUCAAUAGUGCAAAUGUCCGUAGGGGGAAGGGUAUACAAAAGGGCAUGUUAAAGUUUCCAAUAACUGUACGUGAACAGAGACUAUAAUGCCACAGGAGGCCAAAAUGAUUUUCUGUGUCCACUCAUAUUUCAAUAAAAAAGUAAUGUUUAUACCAAAAUCAUCACCACAACAAACGUGUCAAUUGACUAGCCUGAAUUUCCGACAUCACUUCAAGUCGCUCACUCCCUCAGCGCAGUGACUUAAGGAGUAAGUGACUCGGAGUGAUGUCAGAAAUUCAAGAUAGUCAAUUUAUAAUAUUAUACCAAAACUAUUAGAACUAUUAGAACUAUUAGCUUAAACAAUUCAAAAGAUAUCAGAUUGGGAAUGAGUUCUCAGUUCUUACUUUUCGAAAAUGAGGUACAAAAUGUCCUGUAUUUAUUCUUAGGUAGUAGCGGUCAUACCGGUCCAGUCAUAAAGCCAGAUCAGUCUAUUCCUAAAUACUAUUGGUGUUUGUAGGCAUAGUAAAUAAUAUGCAUUAUUGACCAAGAUGGCUGUAUAUUGGCCAAGUUCUUUUUGCGUUUCCUGAGAC
Molecule: messenger RNA, 16928 nt
Organism: Porites lobata
Lineage: Eukaryota; Metazoa; Cnidaria; Anthozoa; Scleractinia; Poritidae
Source: the annotation of a GenBank genome assembly